This is a messenger RNA of Paramecium primaurelia, 819 nucleotides long. The record is from the annotation of a GenBank genome assembly. Lineage: Eukaryota; Ciliophora; Oligohymenophorea; Peniculida; Parameciidae.
AUGUAAGAAUAACAAAUUUAAGAAGGACUUAAGGAAAAGAAACCUAAAUUAACAAGAGAUGAAAAGAAGGUUUUAAAAUAUUAACGAGCAAAAUUGAGAGCCAAGAUACUCAGAAAAAAGAUUGCAAAAAAAGUCAAAUAAAAAGUUCAUCAUAUGAAUUAGGAAGCUAAAGAAAAAUAUUCUGAAAUUAAAAAUCUAGCUAAAAAUAAUUUGUAACUUGGAUAUGAGUCAGGUAUUCCAAUCUAUAUAGAUUUGGAAUAUGAUGUUUUAAUGACAGACAGAGAAAUUAGAUCCUUAGCAUUACAAAUUGCACAUGUAUAAGGAAUCAAUAAAGAAUUAUAAUUUCCCAUUUAAUUACAUCUCACAAAUGUUAGAGGAGUAUAGAAAAAUGAAUUAGAAAAACAAGGACUCUCAAAAUGGCCUGUUCAUCAUUAUGAAUUAGGAUUAUAAGAGUUAAUUUAAGAAAGUCUAGAAAAAGGAAUUUCAAAAGAAUUCAUAUAUCUUUCUCCAGAUGCAGAUACAUAUUUAGAAUCAGUUGAUCCAGAAAAAUGUAUAUAUAUAGUUGGUGGAUUUGUUGAUAGAUAAGUUUAAAAAUAUAUGAGUUUGAACAAAGCAAACGCCUUAUAAAUUUGUAGUAAGAAAUUACCAAUUGAAUCAUUUAUAAAAGGAACUAGAAGACCAUUAAAUAUUGAUAGAGUUGUUGCAAUCUUAAGCUUGUUUUAUCAACAUAAAGAUUGGUAAGUUGCUUAUGAAUAAAGCGACAAUUUUAAUAUAAGUUUAGCAGAGAGAAUUUCUAGAUAACAUCAAAAACAAGAAUGA